Molecule: messenger RNA, 942 nt
Organism: Ogataea philodendri
Lineage: Eukaryota; Fungi; Ascomycota; Pichiomycetes; Pichiales; Pichiaceae
Exons: 4
Coding region: 1-942 (313 amino acids)
Source: RefSeq, a predicted model, not a curated record
AUGAGCAGAGCAGCGAGAAGAGCAGCUAGAGGAAGAGCAACACCCAAACCAAUUGCAAGUUUCUUUUUGGAGUCAGAGGAAGACUUGGAUUUCGAAGUUGAAGUGGCAGAUGGAGAGGAAACAGCAGUAGACGAGCUGGUGGAAUGUGCCGUUCCAGAAGAAGCAGAGCUCGAAGAAGUCUUUGAGGACGAGCUACUCGAACUCGAGUGCACCGUGCCGACUCCUCUGAUGGUAAACUCUCUGGAGUCGGAAAGACUGUUCAUCGAGGCUUCGAUGUUCACUUCUGUUUCGUCGAAAUCGUCAGGAACGUUACCUGCGAAAGAAUGGUUGGUGUAUGGCGUUGACAUCUGGGAAAUCGUCGGUCGUGAAGAUAUCGGACGACACCUUGGAAAUGUUGGCCGAAUCAAUGGUGACUCCGUCCAACAACACGUCUUCCAAAGGAAGUUCCACGUUGAACGCGUUUCCUGCAGACGUUCUGAUCUGGAGAUCCGAAGAAACGUUCGUGGUGAGCUCGUGGGCACCGACAACAAGGUAGAACGAGCCAUAAGCACCGGUGUAUCCUUCAUAAUCUGUAGCGAUCAAGAUGAAACCGAAAUCUUGGGAAGGAGCGAUCUGGGAAUUAAUUGCAGGUGCGGUACCAGAGAAAGUGAGGGUGUCUUCGUCGAAGUAGCACCAACUUGGGAGAGAAGUUCUGUUGAGAGAUUUUCCGUAAUACGCGAUGAUCUUGUUGGUCGAGCCCGAACUCAUUUCAAAGGUAUCAUUGGAGAAUUGGAUCUUGAAAGACUUCUCAGGUUCCACAACAAGUCCAUCGUGCCCGAAUUAUCUUUUCCAACAAGGUUAAACGAAAGCGAGUUAGUGGCAUCUGAAGAGGAUGGAAUACCCGAAAAUGUGAGCGACGAUUCAUCGAACGAAAGCCAGUCUGGCAAGUCUUCCACAGAAUAG